This is a messenger RNA of Hordeum vulgare subsp. vulgare (domesticated barley), 1103 nucleotides long. Its product is annotated as putative anthocyanidin reductase. Gene Ontology annotation, molecular function: oxidoreductase activity, acting on the CH-OH group of donors, NAD or NADP as acceptor. The record is from RefSeq and is a predicted model, not a curated record. The transcript has 5 exons. NCBI's taxonomy places the organism in Eukaryota, Viridiplantae, Streptophyta, Magnoliopsida, Poales, Poaceae. Bases 68 to 1102 code for a protein of 344 amino acids.
UCCCUUGAUAUUUUCCUGACCGGAGACGGAGGAGAAGAGACGAGAAACUUGCUGGUGAUCGAGGGAUAUGACUAUGAGCUGCAGGGUGUGCGUCACCGGGGCCGCCGGCUACAUCGCCGCCUGGCUCGUCAGGAAGCUGCUGCAGCGAGGCUGCGUCGUCCACGCCACCUUGAGAUCCCUCCUGGACGAGGAGAAGACGGGGCUGCUGACGGCGCUGCCCGGCGCGGCGGAGCGGCUGAAGCUCUUCGAGGCAGACGUCUACGACGCCGCCACAUUCGAGCCGGCGAUCCAGGGCUGCGAGUUCGUCUUCCUCGUCGCCACCCCGCUGAUACACGACAACACCAGCACCAAGUAUAAGAGCGUGACCGAGGCGAUCGUGGACGCGCACCGCCUCAUCCUGCAGCAGUGCCAGCGUUCCAAGACGGUGCGGCGCAUCAUCCACACGGCCUCCGUCACGGCCGCCUCGCCGCUCCAGGAGAACGGCCACGGGUACAAGGACUUGAUCAACGAGUCCUGCUGGUCUCCGCUCAACCUCCACCAUGACUACAACAAUGUCCAUCUCAACGCAUACGUGGCGUCCAAGAGCCUGUCGGAGAAGGAGCUGCUGAGGCACAACGAAUCGGAAGGCGGCAGGGCCUUUGAGGUGGUGACGCUGGUGUGUGGGCUCGUCGGCGGCGACACGCUCCACCCCGUCUUGUCCAGCAAGCUGAGUAGCGUCACGAUGGUUGUGGCGGCCCUCACGGGCAACGAGAUCCACCACAAUGCCUUGUGCUUCAUGCAGGCGCUCCUGGGGUCCGUGCCGCUGGUGCACAUCGAGGAUGCCUGUGAGGCGCACCUCUUCUGCAUGGACCAGCCGUCCAUGGCCGGCCGGUUCCUCUGCGCCGCCGGGUACCCCACCGUGCAGGACUAUGAGGCCCGCUUCGCCGCCAAGUAUCCGGAGCACAAGAUACUUCUCAAGGAGGUGGCAGGAGAGGGGGUGAGGGUGCCGGGUGAUUCGAGCAAGCUUGUGAAGCUGGGGUUCAGGUUCAAGUAUAGUGUGGAGGAGACGCUGGACUGCAGCGUCGAAUGCGCCAAGAGAAUGGGAGAGCUCCGAUGGUGCUAAU